GCGUCUGGCAGCGACUCCAGGACGACUGGGAGGUCGCCUCCUCCGCGGGGAGAUAAGACAAAAAAAAGCCGUCAAACAUUUUUCCCGUCUCUUCCGAGUCUUUCGUUACAAAGAAAAAAAUUGAACGCACACGCGCGCUCUAUCUCCGAAUUCGGUAACAAAAAAAAAAAAUGUCCGAAACGUCGCGUCGCCGAGUUCGUUGAAAAUUGUUUCCAAAAAUUUCACCGUUCGAACGAUCCGUUUGAAACGAGGACGAUCGUCGAGGAUCUUAUGUAAAAACGCGACGUCAAAUUCUCGAUAAAAAAUGAGGACGAAGGAGUCGGUAGGAUCCGGCGGUCCCCGGAGUACAGAGAAUCCUAGGAUCUCCUGUUAGCGGAAGUGCGGAGGAAGUGGAAGCGGAAGCGGAAGCGGAAGCGUGAGGAGGACGAGAGAGGAUGUCGACGGUACGUCGUCCCGCGGGUCCCGUGCGUCAAUUGUCGCUUCAGCAACCCCCCAGGAGGCAACAAGUGCGACGUCAGCGUUCCGCCGAGGCUUCGGAUAAACAGCCGCUCCAAGUUUUCGCCAAUCCGAUCAGGUCGCGGCUCAACUGCAACGAGGCGAAGCCGCCGGACCCGGAUCGUCCGAAGGUACGGCUCGCGUGGGACGAGAAUCCCACCGCCAGGCAAAUAGCCGGCAAACCGCGGCCACCGACGGCGAAGAGCAAGGCGUCGACGGGCCGUCCGCCGAUCGGGGAAAAGGCCUCGAUUCUCUACUCCAGACAGGAACUGGCGGAACGGCUGCGGCUCGCUUGGAAACAGAGGGAGGAGAACCGGGCUAACAUCGACAUAUUUCUGGCCCACAACGCGGUGGAGACCGGCUGCGAUUCCAGGCCGUCGUCCGGCGCCGUCGGCGAGGAGGAGAAAGCGGCGGAAAGUCGGAAAAACUCGGGAAUCCCGAGGGACGAUCCGACCCCCGUGGCGUCCGUCAGAGUGACGAAAACGCGGGAUGAGAACGCGGAGGAGCGUCCGGAAUCCGAAUCCCCGGAGCGGAAGGACCGCGAGGCGGCGGACGACGACGACGAUCCGGCGGCCGCCGAUCCGCGGGGAGAUUCCGCGGCGGAGACGGUCGACGAAUCGCGCGGAUUCUGCGGGAAAACCGUGACGUGUAAUAACGUCACGUCGCGAGAUUCGAGGAACGGAGAUCCGCCGGACGGCUGUCAGCAGCAGCAGCAGCCGGACAAAAAGAAGGAUCAAGACGCGAGGGCGAGGAGAGCCAACUUUUCCAACAACUCGGUGAACGGUAACAGGAUAUCGAGCAGCUCGGCGGGUCCCCCGGCGGUUCCGCUUGCGGAAACGCGUCGCGAACGUCAGACCGGAAGUACCAAGGAGCAGGGCCUCCUCCUUCCGCUGGUCCAGUCCGAGGGGAGGACCCGCCGUACGAAUUCGGCGCCUCCUUUGAACCAGCGCUCGAGGUCGUCGUCCUCGUCCUUGAUAAAUUCGACGGUCGUUAGAACCCAAGUGAGCAUAGUAAUCGACGCACCUUCGAUCGUCGGCGGUUCGUCGCUCGCGUUAAAUCGGGAUAUAAAAUCCGAGACGGCCGGAGGUGGCGGCGCCGCCGCCGCCGGCUCGCCGCAGCCAUCGGAGCCGCCGCUUACGACGAGGGCGUCGAUUCCGUCUAAUCGAGCGAUAAAAUCAGCGCCGAUAAAAAGACGCGCCAAAAGCGGCAAGCGUCGAUCGGUAUCGGGGGGCGUUAAUCAUCAGCAGGGGUCGGCCGGUGCCGCCGAUUCGAACGGAACGUGCGAAUUCGAGGUGGAUAUAAACGAUGCGAAUGUCGAAGGGAGGUCGAGGAAAUCGUUCGCGAAGAAUCGUCAAACGACCCAGUCCUCGAAGCACGCGGACGUAGUGACGAUGGUUUCGCUGGUCAGUUCGGCCGACAGCGACAGCGACAUCGAUCGAAAUUCACCCAGAGAUGACAAACUGAUUCACGAACUGCGCAACAAACUAACGACCACACCGAUAAUAAAGACGUCGGCCGGCUGCUGUCAGGCCGUAGCCGCCGUGCUCAGGAAACCGAUAAAAUCGGUGUCAUUCCAGCAUCAGGAUUCUUUCGACAUAGAGAGGGACAAUAAUCAGCAGGAGACGCAGGGGAGGGAAGACAACCGAAAAUGGGGAGUUAUCGGAGUGUUCGGUCAGCAAAGAUAUCCGGUGGUGUGUCGGGGUGGCGGAAGUGCGUUGCCUACCCCCGAAGAGGCGAACGUUUGGAGAUCCGAGGAAACGACGACGACGACGACGACGACGUCGACGUCUCCGUCGACUUUGACGACAAACGCAACGGGUGCAACCGCGACGACGUUCCCCUUCGCCACCCCGACAACCGCCGCGAUCACCCGGAGCAACGACGAAUCGAACGAUAAAGAAUCCGAGGAUACUAUUUUAACCCCCGUAACCGAUCGGGAAAAACGAUGCCUGGCUGUACCAAUCGGCGAUCCAAUUCGCGAUAAAAAACGAAGACUUUUACGUACCAGAAGCACGCCGCCCGGUCGUCCUUACGGACAUUCGGAGGACGGAUCGAUCAACGGGGGUGGCGGUAGUAACAACAACAACAACAACAACAACAAUAACGGUCAGCUAAAUUCCGCUGCGGGUGUCGCGAGCGAGAUGACGGGAAUUUCGCGAAAUCGCGAGAACGAGGGGCCUUCGAACGACGUGAGGGGAAACUCCGCGUUUCCGGGUACCCGCAACGAGCUCCCCGUCGUCAAGAUCGACACGAAAAUCGCUGGAGAUAGCGCGGAGAUAAUCUUGGAAUCCGACGGCGCGACUAACGCGUCGUCAUCGUCAGAGCCGAAAUUUCAAACGACGAAAGAACGCGAAUGCUGGCACCUCUACAAACGAAUGUGCGACAAAGGGGUCUACGUGUCGUUCGAUACGGUUCUCAGGGGUAUGUUAACGCCGACGGAGUAUCGUCUACGACAAAAAGAAACCGCGGCAGACUGCUGACGUGCCAUUCGAUAUCGAAAUAUUAUGUUUUAUGUUUUAUUACCUUUCUUUCAUUUAUCUGAAAUAUCUAUAUAUGGAACUGCAUCGUCGGAUUCGACGUGGAAAUAUACGAAGAAAGAUAAGAAAGAAACAUAUAUAAAAAUAGAGAUUGAUCGGCUUGUUUUUUUUGCUCGAUCAAUAGAUAUAUAUUACAACAGAUAUGUACGUGUGUGUAUAUAUACGAGAAAAUCGACAUAUAUGCCCUUAACGUAUUAUUAUUAUGAUUAUCAUCGCUUUACACAUAUUUCUGAUGAUAUUGAAAUGAUGUUGAUGAUAUUGAAAAAAGCGAAGGGGAUAUUUCGUCUUUCAAAGAUUCAAGUGUAGAGCGAAUUGUAGGUAUAAUAUAGGCGUGCAAUUGUAAGAAAACCCGAAUAGAAAAGUAAAGGAAGAAAAAAAAAAAGCCCGAUUAUUGAUUAGUUUUAAACGAGCUUUUGGGUAAAAACUGCCUAAUUUUUAGAAGAUAUAAUAUACAAUGUAACUAUAACGUGAAUUAUAGGUAAUAUAUAGAUAUAUGACUGCACUCUGUAGAAGUGUAGAGACUGUUGUUAAUUGUAGGUGUACAUAUAAAGUGUACUGAAUAUCUGUACGUAUUUGCCAAUAAGCAAUAUUUCUCAUUUCUCAUGUAAUUUUGAUUUUUGAAGAAAAUAUCCAGCAGGAUAUCAUCAACGUAUA
This is a messenger RNA of Athalia rosae (coleseed sawfly), 3686 nucleotides long. RefSeq names its product hyphally regulated cell wall protein 3. The transcript has 5 exons. NCBI's taxonomy places the organism in Eukaryota, Metazoa, Arthropoda, Insecta, Hymenoptera, Athaliidae. The record is from RefSeq and is a predicted model, not a curated record. Bases 435 to 2975 code for a protein of 846 amino acids.